This is a messenger RNA of Symbiodinium pilosum, 2849 nucleotides long. The record is from the annotation of a GenBank genome assembly. NCBI's taxonomy places the organism in Eukaryota, Dinophyceae, Suessiales, Symbiodiniaceae.
AUGGGCACCGUUUUGGUUUUGCAGCUGUUUGAAACCCUCGAAGAGGUGCAGCAGAUCUUCUCGAGGGCAUCACGUCGACGGCCUCUUGGCAAAGCAUCGAGCUGGGCAACUGGAGCGUUUACUCAUGGGGGCGUCUCUGGGCUCCGUGAUGGAGCAAAGCGCUUGCCUAAUGUUACGAAGUUCCUGGCUAAGUUUGCCCAAGAGGUCAUGGGAGUCAAACAGUUUGCUUCAGUAGUUCUCCAGAGAAAUGGUGGAGGGCGAGCUCAUCGUGACUUUCAUAAUCGUCCAGGUUCACGAAACUGGUUGUGUCCUUUGACCUCCUUUCAAGAUGGUGGAUUGUGGACAGAGCUGGAGGAUGAAGAGGCUUUAAGGCUUGAGGGCGACAUGAUAUCUAAGGAAGUUAAGCCGGGGGUGGAGAUCAAGGGCAAGAUCAUUAAGGCGGAAAAGGGCAAGGUUUUCUCUUUUGAUCCCAUGAAAUGGCAUGAAGUUCAGCCCCAUCGGGGAGAGAGGGUCAUGAUGAUUGCGUACACACCCAGGCUCUCGAACUUGAGCGAGAAAGAGCUUGAGUACCUUAAAGACUUGGGUUUUCUUCCUUUUGGUGAGGAGGAGAACGACGUUAAACAAGGCGAGGACGAGUAUGAGUUGCCCCUUGAUGAAGUAGACCCUGAAGCCGAUAUACAUGAGUGCAGGUCUUCUUUGAUCAGUCUCAAUGAGGCCCACGGUCAACUCCUUGAAGAUUUACAAGAUCGGAGCCAAUCCUUAAGGUUGCUUCUUGAAGAGGAAAGGUUGUUGGCGGAAGACUUGCGACAGGCUGGUACCUUGGUUGAGGAGGAGGCCGAGCGAGUGCAAGACUGUAUCACCCAGAUGUGUGAAAGGGCGGCUCAGAGAUUGUCUACAUGUGACCGUGCGGUGUUGAAGGUGUGCUUGAAAGCUGCUGCCGAACCAAAUGAGCCUGACUAUGAGCGGCUUCUCGAGCUCCUAGAAGGGGACCUUCAAGUCGUACAUACAGUUCCUCUGCAGCAAGUCAGGCCUGUGGUGAACAGAUGGCACGCUGCUAUCAGUAAGGAGCUGAACAACCUAAUCAAGGGUGGAACCCUGGAGGAGAUAAGUCGAGAAGAAGCCAGACGUCUCGAACGACAAGGAGUCCUCAGACUUGUGCCGAGCAAGGGAGUGUACACCUUGAAACCUCCUGGCGAAGGAGACACAAAAUACAAGCGGAAAUACCGCUUAGUGUUGUGCGGCAACUUUGCUGCGCCCGAAGAACAGUUCGGCUCGCUGUAUGCUGGGGGCGCCUCAGCUGAAACGUUCAGGACGGUUUUGGUGGUGGCAGCUCAAAGAAAAUGGCAGGGUGCCACGGCUGACAUUACCGGGGCAUUCCUUCUCGCGCCUUGGCCCGAGCACUUACACCGCUACGCAGUAGUACCGCCAAGACUCCUCAUCGAGAACAACUACAUCGCCGAAGAGGCCUUCUGGCUCGUUCGGGGGCCGUUGUACGGCCUUCGUGAGUCACCUGCCGUCUGGGCGGCCUACCGCUCCAAAAGGUUUUCACAGGCCCGUAUCAGCUACAAGAACCGGCAUCUGGUCCUGAGAGUAUCGAAGGCUGACCCAGAACUUUGGCUCAUUGCCUUUGAGGAUGAAGAGGAUCUGGUGGGAUGUAUCAUUACGUAUGUAGAUGACCUGUUCUACCUCUCAGAGAGUGAGAUCGUUGUUACAGUCCAUGCUUGGGUUGUUGAGGAGUGGCCGUGUAGCGCUCUAGAAUGGGCUUCAGCUCCUGGUGGCACACGCUAUCUUGGCAUGGAGGUUUUUCAAAGAUCUUCUGGAGCCUUUGAGAUCCACCAGAGAGGCUACAUCCUUGACCUCCUUCGCUCACACGGCAUGCAAGAUGCUCCUGGAACUCUUCUUCCUUGCCCAAAGGAAUGGGUGACUGAGGAUAUCUCAGGGGACCCUGAGGACUUCAGCGAGUCAGAGUCGUAUGGUGCCUCUGUAGUAACCGUGAACGGUGGACCAGUGGCUUGGAAGGCUGGUAAGCAGGCGAUGACGACCCUUUCGACAAUGGAAAGUGAGCUGCUAGAGGCAACAAAUGCUGCUACUCUCCUGGAGUGUAUUGGCUGUCUUGUGGAUGAGAUCUGUGGAAGGCGGAUUCCCCGUCAGCUGCGUGUAGACAAUAGUGCAGCAACGGCCAUGCUUUGUGGUGGAGCUGGAUCAUGGAGAACCAGACACUUGCGAGUCCGCUGUUCUUUCAUUCGUGAGCAAGUUCAACGUGGCUUGCUGGAGGUAAGUCAUGUGGAAGGACGGCGUCAGCUGGCUGACUUAUCUACCAAGAUGCAUCCUAGAGUAAGGCUUCUUGAUCUUUUGCAGCAGUGGGGUUUUGAAGGCUUCACAGAUGAUAUGGUUCAGCUGCAGGCGGUACAUGUGGUUGUGCUUAGCUGUGUCGUGCUGGCUUUGGACCGACUGCCUGGCGCGGAAGCAGCAAGUUCAGAUAAGGACAAGGGUAAGGACCCUUUGCCUGCUUCUGGAAUGGAUGAACUGCUUAUGGUGUCUGGUAUCGUAGCUUUGGUAGCUGUUGUCGUAUGGGAGCUCAUUAAGUCUUUUUGCGGUUGGUUGAAGCGCUCUACGAAAAGAGAGUCGAAGCUUCAGCGCUUGCGAGAAAUGGCUAAGCAUACGGUCAAAGCAGAGAUCGCCAAAUACGAGGCCGCGAGGACUUUGGAUCCCGUAGAAGUACAGAGGCUUGUGCGACAAACUUUAGUAGAGGCUACAUCUCCUCCCGCUGCUAGGAUCUCACUUCAGGUUCCUGCUCCAGAACUGAAUCGGGAAGCUUCCUUUGGUGGUUCUGGUGAAGUAGCUUCAGG